CCAGGUGCACCAACAUUGCCAUCAGUACCAGGAUUUCCUGAUGCUCCUGUAUCACCACGAGAUCCGGUCAAACCUUGUGCUCCAGCAUCUCCCAUUGGUCCUUUGGAACCAGCUGGUCCAGGAGAUCCAAGUAAACCUACGUCUCCUGGGAAACCUUUAGCCCCAUUAUCUCCAGGAACACCAGGUUGUCCUUGUGGUCCUGUCGGUCCAGAAGGUCCUGGAGACCCAACAGGUCCAAUACUUCCUGCAGGUCCUGGUGAUCCAGUGCCUCCUCGAACACCAGGCGCUCCAAUUUGGCCAGCUGGCCCCGGAGAACCAGUAGGUCCAACGGGUCCGGGAAGUCCAUUUGAUCCUUGUGAGCCUGCUAAUCCAGAUUUUCCUGGAUUUCCAUUAAAACCGGCGUCUCCUGGAUUACCUUUUGCGCCAGUGUCUCCUGAACCACCAGCUGGCCCCACCGGACCUGGCUGCCCACUAGGUCCCAUAAACCCUGUUGCACCAGAUGGUCCUGAAAGUCCAAUGCUACCAGGUAAUCCUGGUAAUCCAGGAGUACCAGGAAAUCCCACAAAACCUUUCAUUCCUGGUAAUCCAACUGGUCCAGGAGAACCAGCUAUUCCAGGAGUGCCUUUUAAGCCUGGAGACCCAACAGGUCCAAAAGGACCUGCAUUUCCAGGAGAUCCUGGA
Helobdella robusta is the source of this 681-nucleotide messenger RNA. RefSeq lists its product as hypothetical. The transcript is spliced from 5 exons. The record is from RefSeq and is a predicted model, not a curated record. The annotation marks the transcript as partial. Lineage: Eukaryota; Metazoa; Annelida; Clitellata; Rhynchobdellida; Glossiphoniidae.